Triticum turgidum subsp. durum (durum wheat) is the source of this 1467-nucleotide messenger RNA. NCBI's taxonomy places the organism in Eukaryota, Viridiplantae, Streptophyta, Magnoliopsida, Poales, Poaceae. The record is from the annotation of a GenBank genome assembly.
AUGGAGGACGUGCGCUCUUCCUACACCUUCGGCCGCGAGCUCGGCCGGGGCCAGUUCGGCGUCACCUACCUCGCCACCCACAAGUCAACCGGCGCGCGCCACGCCUGCAAGUCCAUCGCCGCCCGAAAACUCGCGCGCGCCGACGACGUGGAGGACGCGCGCAGGGAGGUGCAGAUCAUGCACCACCUCACGGGCCACCGCAGCAUCGUCGAGCUGCGCGGCGCCUACGAGGACCGCCACUCCGUCAACCUCGUCAUGGAGCUCUGCGAGGGCGGGGAGCUCUUCGACCGCAUCAUCGCGCGCGGCCACUACUCCGAGCGCGCCGCCGCCACGCUCUGCCGCGAGGUCGUCAGCGUCGUGCACAGCUGCCACUCCAUGGGGGUCAUGCACCGCGACCUCAAGCCCGAGAACUUCUUGUUUUUGAAUAAGCGGGAGGAUUCGCCGCUCAAGGCUACUGACUUCGGGCUCUCCGUCUUCUUGAAGCCCGGCGAGCAGUUCAGGGAUCUUGUUGGCAGUGCCUAUUAUGUGGCUCCGGAGGUGCUCAAGCGGCGAUAUGGAGCGGAGGCCGACAUUUGGAGUGCUGGAGUCAUCCUCUACAUUCUCCUCUCCGGCGUUCCUCCGUUCUGGGCAGAGAAUGAGGAAGGUAUAUUUGAUGCUGUUCUGAAAGGUCACAUUGAUUUCUCGUCCGAUCCCUGGCCAUCGAUUUCAAACGGGGCUAAAGACUUGGUCAAGAGGAUGCUACGGCAGGACCCCAAGGAGCGGCUCACGGCUGCCGAAAUUUUGAACCAUCCAUGGAUCAGAGAGGAUGGAGAGGCCCCAGACAAACCACUUGAUAUUACAGUGAUCAGUAGAAUGAAGCAGUUCAGGGCGAUGAACAAGCUUAAGAAGGUCGCCUUGAAGAUUGUUGCAGAGAGCUUGUCAGAGGAAGAGAUCGUGGGCUUAAGAGAAAUGUUCAAGUCCCUGGAUACUGACAACAGUGGGACAAUUACUCUUGAUGAACUAAGGGCUGGCUUACCAAAGCUUGGUACCAAAAUUACCGAAUCAGAGAUAAGACAGUUGAUGGAGGCGGCUGAUGUUGAUGGAAAUGGGACCAUUGAUUAUGUUGAAUUCAUAUCGGCAACAAUGCACAUGAAUAGACUAGAGAAGGAAGACCACAUAUUUAAAGCAUUCGAAUACUUUGACAAGGACCACAGCGGGUACAUAACAGUUGAUGAGUUGGAAGAAGCUCUGAAGAAGUAUGAUAUGGGUGAUGAGGCAACUAUCAAAGAUAUCAUUGCUGAAGUGGAUACAGAUCAUGAUGGGAAAAUUAACUACCAGGAGUUUGUUGCGAUGAUGAAGAAUAACAGCCCAGAGAUUGUUCCAAAUCGAGCGGCGCUUGUUUUAAGUCUUCCAAUGGUUUAUGCGAAGCUUGCGACUUCUGUUGUUGCAUUGAGACCGGUGAUCAGUCGAGAUCUUCUUAAUUGGUGA